Molecule: messenger RNA, 1026 nt
Organism: Gracilinanus agilis (Agile Gracile Mouse Opossum)
Lineage: Eukaryota; Metazoa; Chordata; Mammalia; Didelphimorphia; Didelphidae
Gene: TMEM92
Product: transmembrane protein 92
Exons: 5
Coding region: 1-504 (167 amino acids)
Cellular component (GO): nucleoplasm
Source: RefSeq, a predicted model, not a curated record
AUGCCGCGCUCCUGGGUUGCUAGCCUUCCCAACUUCUUGCCCAGGCUGCUUCUUAGCAUCUUGGCAGGUCUCCAACAGGUAUCUGGUGGAUGCCAAAUGUUCUAUUGCCCCGAAGGGUUUGAGUGCUGUGGUGAAAGCUGCUGUGUGAAGACAGAACAUUUCUCUGGCCCCAUGAGGACAUUUGUCAUCAGCUUCCUGGUCAUCAUACCUCUCCUCUGCAUCUGUGGCUUGUCCAAGCGUUUGUGCCGAGCUUGUUUGGUCUCAGAGCCAGAGCCCUCUACACCUCAGCGAGAAGUGCCCAUGGCAGUGUCCUUCAGUAACCAUUCGAGGCCCUCUGACAUUCCAGCACCUGCCUCGUUUGGACUCCCACCCCCCUACAGCGAGGUCAUUCAGAAGCCAGUUCCGUGUCCACCACCUCCCAGGGAGCCACCGCCGCCCUACAGCCCCACACCCAUUGUGACAACUCAGAGUACCCAAGGAGGAAUCGUCAACCCGGCCUUCUAAAGCAUGUGGGGACACCCUAGGAGCUGACACUUAAUUUAUUUCCUGUCCUCGCCUUUGCCUGUUCGAGGGUGUCCUCACUCCUAGGGGCUCUGGGCAUUCCUUGGGCUGGGAAUCCUCUCCUUCUCUUCAAGCUUUACCGAUGGAGGGAGAGAGGCAGACUUCGGCUCAUGUUCAGAAAGGCAGCUCUCUUUGACACUUGAUACAUCUAAGAAGAGGCUGGAUGGUUGCCUGUCCCUGAAUGCUGAAAGGAAGAUUCCUGCAGGUGGGAAGAGAUCCUAGACUUGAGAUAGCCUUCCUCCCUUUUCCCCAACUUCAGGAGGAGUGGGCUGAGAUCUUGUCCAUAAUCUCUUGGGUUUUUUUGUGUGUGUGCGUGGAGGUUGGGUAGGGGCUAUAAAUAAGUCUAAGCAGAGUCAUCCUCUGGCAUAAAAAAGACAUGCCUCGACUGCUGCCCUACAAUGGCUAGAGUUCCACCAUUAGAGAUCCAUUCCCUUGGUUAAAGCCUUGCCCCUACCUAUGGAUUUU